AUGGAUGGGCCCGUGUUGGACACUCGGUCAGCGGCUGUCAGAAGCUUUGUGGAUUCGUGGAAGGCAGAAGUGAGGGCAGCAUCGGCCUCAAUGGCCGCAACGCUCCAGCGCAAAGGCCUUGAAGGGCCGCCUGCCACCCUGCCAGACCUGUCCACCAUGACAGUCAUCUUCCAGACGGACUCCGGGAUCGACAUCAAGAAGCUUCAGCAGGCGUCCGCCAUCACGGACAGAGUUGCUGCGGAGCCGGCUUUAGGGUCAAUCUCGAUGAUCGCAACGGCCUCGAAGCAGGCAAAGUUUACCAAUCAGGUGUCUUUCCGCUACACCCCUGGGAAGGUCGGCACCACCCGGAAGAAUUGCAAGGUGUUUGCCAACGGAAAGUUCCACCUGACUGGCGCAAGGAGUGCCUGGGAGGCCGUUUGUACACUCAAGGUUGUCCUGCGCACAAUCAGGGCCCUCCGUCCUGAUUGCACACAGGUGGACAAGCUAGUCAAGAUCCAGUCAGCCAAAGUCCAGAUGCUGAACACGGAUUUCCGUCUCAACGCACCCAUCAACUUGGAGGCGCUGAGGGAUGUUGUCAUGGAGAGGUACGGCGUCUUUGGCCUUUACGAGCCGGAUCAUUUUGCCGGCUGCAACAUCAAGUUUGCGGGCGCGACCAUUCUGGCGUUCAAGAGUGGGAGCAUCAUAAUAACGGGUGCGAAAAGGCUGGAGGAGAUUGCACAGGCGUUUGCUUUUGUCAUCGGGGCCGUCACAGAGAGCCCCGCUGUCUUGAGCAAUCAAGGACGUACGCCAUUGUGGGAGCAAGAGAAUGCCAAGAAGGAGAGGACAAGCGCGGGGAAGCGCUCGUUUUUGGAGCUGCUAGAUGACAAGGUGGACGAGAGAGCGACCGAAAUCCCCACCUUUCAGAUCCCUUAG
Klebsormidium nitens is the source of this 912-nucleotide messenger RNA. NCBI's taxonomy places the organism in Eukaryota, Viridiplantae, Streptophyta, Klebsormidiophyceae, Klebsormidiales, Klebsormidiaceae. The record is from the annotation of a GenBank genome assembly.